Molecule: messenger RNA, 1500 nt
Organism: Cydia amplana
Lineage: Eukaryota; Metazoa; Arthropoda; Insecta; Lepidoptera; Tortricidae
Product: cytochrome P450 4C1-like
Exons: 10
Coding region: 22-1488 (488 amino acids)
Molecular function (GO): oxidoreductase activity, acting on paired donors, with incorporation or reduction of molecular oxygen; monooxygenase activity; iron ion binding
Source: RefSeq, a predicted model, not a curated record
ACCGAUAAACACUAUCGCACCAUGUUCUGGGUGACCAUCAUCGGGGCUGCCAUAUUAUGGAUCACCUGGAAGCUGUUGGCAGACGAUGAUCCGCUGGACAAGUUACCAGGGCCGAAGAAAUGGCCUAUUUUGGGCAACCCGUUCAUCCUGUCCAUGUCGUCACAAGAGGAAUAUUUCGUCCUAGUGCGUGAAUUUGUGAAGCAAUAUGGCGACCGGUUCGUGUUCAAAGUGUUCAACACGCGGAUCCUCAACAUUUGCGGCGCUAAGGAUACAGAAGUGGUUUUAUCGCACUCUCGCAACAUCACCAAAAGCAGCCACUACAAAUUCGUGGAGCCGAUGCUUGGGACUGGGCUGCUGCUGAGCACAGGUAACAAAUGGCACAGUCGUCGUAAACUCCUGACCCCAACGUUCCACUUCAACAUCCUGAAGAACUUCGCCGUGGUCAUGGAAGAGAGGAGCAGAUCCUUCGUCCGGCAGCUUCGGGAGACCAAGGGGUCGGAGGUCGAAGUAGCUUCCCUCAUCAAGGACUUCACUCUCUACACUAUUUGUGAAACCGCCAUGGGCAUCAGCCUAGAUCUAGACAAGUCUGAGCCAGCGUUAAACUAUCUCGACGCCGUCAUUAACAUCGGACCUUUAAUCUUAGAGAGAAACUUAUGCUUCUGGCUGCAAUCGGACCUCAUUUACCACAGAUUACCCGCUGGUAGACGGCACGAAAAAUACUUGAAAACAAUCCACUCUUUUGCCGAUAAUCUUAUUCAUGGGAGAAAACAGCAGAGACUGAGAGAUAUGGAAGAGUUUGAGACAGAAGAAGUUGGAGUUAAAAGGCGGUUGGCGUUUUUGGAUCUCUUGUUGGAAGUGGAGAGUAAAGGGGAAAUAGAUUUAGAGGGGAUCAGAGAGGAAGUUAAUACGUUCAUGUUUGAGGGCCAUGACACUACCGCGAAUGCCUUAAUUUUUGGCAUAAUGUUAUUGGCUGACCACCCAGAAGUACAGGAUAAAAUUCGUGAAGAAUAUCGCAAAAUAAUCGGCGAGGCGGAUCGCUCGUUCACCAUGUCCGACUUCACCGAAAUGAAGUAUCUAGAGGCUGUGAUCAAGGAGACGCUCCGCCUGUAUCCCAGCGUGCCGUUUAUUGGACGGACCGUUACUGAGGACUUUAUGCUCGAUGACGUGCGAGUGCGCGCCGGCACCCAAGUCGCUCUCCGGAUCUACGACCUCCAGCGAUGCCAGGACCUGUUCCCAGAACCUCACGAGUUCAAGCCGGAGAGGUUCUUGGAGACAGACCACAGGCCCUACGCUUUCGUGCCCUUCAGCGCCGGCCCUAGAAACUGCAUCGGUCAACGUUUCGCCAUGAUGGAGAUGAAAUGCGUGCUCAGCAUGAUCUGCGACAACUUCAGACUGGAGCCGAGGGUCAAGGACCACCGGCCGGCGCUGGCGGCGGACUUAGUGCUGCGGGCCGUCGAACCCAUCCACGUGCGCUUCCUGCCAAGAUAAUAAAACAAAAUU